Orbicella faveolata is the source of this 1391-nucleotide messenger RNA. Its product is annotated as tRNA (guanine-N(7)-)-methyltransferase-like. Gene Ontology annotation, biological process: tRNA methylation; RNA (guanine-N7)-methylation. Gene Ontology annotation, molecular function: tRNA (guanine(46)-N7)-methyltransferase activity. The record is from RefSeq and is a predicted model, not a curated record. Gene Ontology annotation, cellular component: tRNA methyltransferase complex. Lineage: Eukaryota; Metazoa; Cnidaria; Anthozoa; Scleractinia; Merulinidae.
UUCAGAAGAAUCCAACGCACUCAAAGGAUUCUGGGUUAUUGUUUUCAAAAGGCGAGGGAUUGUGGGAAUAGUCCUCGACAAUAUUCAAGAUGGCGGCACUUCCGCAGAAAAAGUACUACCGGCAGCGAGCCCAUGCUAACCCUAUGGCAGAUCACACUCUUGAGUAUCCUGUAUCGCCAGAUGAAAUGGAUUGGAGGACUUUAUUUCCCGCAUUUUACCCUGAGAAGGAUGACAAAGGUAAAACUGCAGAUGAGAGGAGUGCCAAAGUGGAGUUUGCAGACAUUGGCUGUGGAUAUGGUGGCUUGCUUGUUGACUUAUCACCUAUGUUUCCAGACACUCUCAUGGUUGGAAUGGAAAUAAGGCUAAAGGUCAGUGAUUAUGUAAGUGACAGAGUGAUGGCAUUAAGGACAGCUCACCCAGGACAGUACCAGAACAUUCAUGUUAUCAGGACUAAUGCCAUGAAGUACCUACCCAACUAUUUUCACAAGGGGCAGCUAAAAAAGAUGUUCUUCCUUUUUCCUGAUCCACAUUUUAAACAAAAGAAACACAAAUGGAGAAUAAUAAGCCCUACCCUGUUGGCCGAGUAUGCUUACGUCUUAGCUGUUGGGGGUCUUGUUUACACCAUAACUGAUGUUCCUGACUUGUGUGACUGGAUGAAAAAGCAUUUCAUUGAGCAUCCUUUGUUUGAAGCAGUCAGCGAAGAGGAACUGGCCCAGGAUCCCGUUGUGGAAAAACUUUACCAGAGCACGGAAGAAGGACAGAAAGUGACCAGAAACAAAGGAGUCAAACUUGUGGCUGUAUUUCGGCGAAUUCAAGAUCCAUACGUCACGUAAAGGGGCACAAUGAGUCCGCACCAAAAUUCAUUUAGAACCGUGGAAGGGUUUUGUGAUGGUGUUCUGACAAGCCUCAAUGAGUGCGUGCCUCAACUGCGUGAUGGAUUUAGCAGGGAAUAAGAACUGUCACAAAUAGAUCGAAAUCUGAAGAUUGUUUUAAAAGGAUGAGAAGUUGGUUUAUGUCGGAGAUACUGUCAAGAAAAACGUCCUCAACUCCGUUAAGAAAUAAUGCAUUUUUUCGGCGUGCCACUUUCAUUCAGAAAAGAGCUUUGAAUAAACAUUACGACUGCUUUCUCAAGUUUCUGUAGCAUGUAUGUCGCCAGAAAGAAAACGUUAGCUUGGCUUUUACUUAGGAGGUGUUCGUGGAACAAUGUUGUUAUCUACAGAACUAAAAAAAAAAAAGUCAAAAAUACAUGCAGAAUUUCAAACUAACGCUGCGUGAACUCGGCCACGGACAAACACGUUCAUAAUUCGGACCAAAUGUCAUUUCAUACUCAGUCCAACCUUGAUACAACCUCAAACCAUUAUUUCAAGAACUAAUAAACGGUAUUUUCUAAA